Molecule: messenger RNA, 751 nt
Organism: Racocetra fulgida
Lineage: Eukaryota; Fungi; Glomeromycota; Glomeromycetes; Diversisporales; Gigasporaceae
Source: the annotation of a GenBank genome assembly
AUGGCAAAAAAUAAAAACUACGAAGUUUCUUUAAUUUCAGCAGGAAUUAUUGACUCAAGUUUGCACUAUGGACCAUUUUCACAUAAUUGGUGGACAGCUUGUAAUGAAUUUUUGAUUCCUAUUCGUUUACAUAUGAGAACUAUGACACUUUUGAACGGGCACAACUUUUUUUUAACAGUUGUAAAAGGUAAUAAUGAACAUUCUGAACAACCUGGAUAUCUUUGCAACUGUAAUUCUUUUUAUAAUACUGAACCAAGUAGUUCUAGUACUAAUGCAAUAUCCACAGUUUAUCAACAAAUCUUCCGUACUAAAACAAGAUUUUCUGGUCCUUUAGUAAUGGGAUUUAAUAAACCGGAUAUAUAUGAAAAACUAUUAGAAGGAGUUUUAUUUCAACCAUAUUUUAUUGAUCUUAAACUAGUUCAAAUUUUUGUAUUUGGGCUUGCACGGUCUAACAAUAAUUUGUUGGGAUAUGCUGGUAUAGGGUUUAAGUCAAGUUUUUUGUUUCAAUUAGAAAAGCAACGUUGCUUAUUUCUUCAAGAAAUUGAAGAAGAUGUAUGUAAAGUAACUAUAAUACAAAAAGCUGAAAUUAAAAAACUAUAUUAUGACUAUACGCCAAAUCUUGUAUGGGAAAAAAUUCAUAAUGAACUAGAAAUAAAAAUUACUGAAUUAUCAAAAUUUACAGGACAAAUAUUAUUUGGAAUUGAAAAUAAUAUAACACAACAAAAACUUCAACUUUUAGAAAUUCCAUCAU